Messenger RNA from Carica papaya (papaya), 2410 nucleotides. Its product is annotated as Transducin/WD40 repeat-like superfamily protein. The record is from RefSeq and is a predicted model, not a curated record. NCBI's taxonomy places the organism in Eukaryota, Viridiplantae, Streptophyta, Magnoliopsida, Brassicales, Caricaceae. Gene Ontology annotation, cellular component: small-subunit processome; Pwp2p-containing subcomplex of 90S preribosome. Gene Ontology annotation, molecular function: protein binding. Gene Ontology annotation, biological process: rRNA processing.
UUUGCAGGGGUUAUUCUGUUACGAUUGAAGUAGUGAAGGAAUAACGGCUCUCUUUUCCUGGUGCGCGGGGGAGAUCGAGGAGCAGAGAGAAGAAUCCUUGUUGCACGGAAAAGGGAGAUUAGGGUUUCGGCUGAGGAGAUUGGAGAGGAGAGAAAGAAGAAGAAAGGCGAAAAACAAGCAAAAAGGAGAGAAUAGAGUGAGGAUAAACAGAGAUUGGAAGGGAAAAAACGAAGAACAAGGAGGUUCAGAGGUGGAGAUACCGAGACGAUAGGAGAGUAGUUUAGGAAUUUCCAAUCUGGGUCUGUUAGAAUAGAGUUUUCUUCCUGAAAAAGAUGAGUUUGAUACCGCGGAAUGUGAAAUCUAGGAGUGUAGGCAAGGUGAAAAGGGAGGAUAAUGAUGAGGCUGCACUUUUGGAGAAUGAAAGAAACAUUGAAAAUGGAACAGAUUCUGAUCUAGACAUCACAAAGACAAAGAAGAGAAGGAAAGAGAAAGAAAGGGAAGAAGAAAUUGAACAAGAAAAAGAAAGGAAGAAGCUGGAGAAUUUCUUGUUUGGAUCUCUCUAUUCCCCUGUUGUCUUUGGAAAGGAAGAGGAAGAAGAAAAGGACGGAGAUGAUUUAUUUGUUGUGGUUCCUUCUGCAAAUAGAGAACUAACUGUUUAUGAAAAUGAUGACGGGAUUUCAGAAGAGAGUGGGUAUGAAGAAGACCCAAAGACCAGGAAAGCAGUUUGGAAGGACGAGGAAGAAGAACAGAUCAAUGUGAAUAUAGCUAAAGUUAAUCGAUUGAGGAAGCUGAGGAAAGAAGAAGAUGAGGGUUUGAUUUCUGGUUCAGAGUAUGUUUUAAGAUUGAGGGCCCACCAUGCGAAGUUGAAUCCUGGCACAGAGUGGGCCCAGCUUGAUUCACAAUCCAAGAGUGAUAACUAUUAUGAUGAUGAAUCGUCAGAUGAAGAAAAUAGGGUUGAACUGGCCCGUGGUUACAAAGAUAUUGAAGCUGCUGAUAAUAUUCUUCGAACAAAUGAAGAACUUGUGGUGAAGAGCAGUGUCAAAUUGUUGCCUGGACUCCUUGAGUAUUCAAAACUUGUGGAUGCAAAUGCGGAGGAUCCUUCAAAUGGCGUGAUUAACUCAGUUCAGUUCCAUCGAAAUGCUCAGUUGCUACUUACAGCUGGAUCAGAUCGAAAGGUCAGAUUUUUCCAGAUCGAUGGGAAACGAAAUACAAAAAUACAAAGCAUUUUCCUUGAUGAUUGCCCAAUUAGGAGGGCAAGCUUCUUACCUGAUGGUUCACAAGUUAUUGUAGCUGGAAGAAGAAAGUUCUUUUACAGCUUUGAUUUGGUGAAAGCAAAAUUUGAUAAAAUAGGUCCCUUGGUUGGUAGGGAGGAAAAAAGUUUGGAAGUUUUCGAGGUUUCCCCUGAUUCAAAUACGAUUGCUUUUGUGGGUAAUGAAGGUUACAUAUUGUUGGUUUCUUCGAGAACAAAGGAACUGAUUGGGACGCUAAAAAUGAAUGGGACUGUUCGUUCUUUAGCCUUUGCUGAGGAUGGGAAGCAAUUAUUGAGCUCUGGAGGAGAUGGUCACAUGUACCACUGGGACUUGCGAACAAGAAGAUGCAUCCAUAAAGCUGUUGAUGAGGGCUGCAUAAACAGUACUGUCGUUUGCACUUCACCUAAUGGAAGUCUUUUUGCAGCUGGUUCGGAUAGCGGGAUAGUGAACAUCUACAAGAGGGAGGAGUUUUUGGGUGGAAAGAAAAAACCAAUCAAGACUGUCGAGAAUCUGACGACCAGAGUGGAUUUCAUGAAGUUUAACCAUGAUUCUCAGAUAUUGGCAAUAUGCUCCACCGUGAAGAACAACAGCAUGAAGUUAAUACAUAUCCCAUCACUUACUGUUUUCUCCAACUGGCCUCCCCAGAACGCGGCCCUUCGUUAUCCCCGUUGUAUGGAUUUCAGUCCUGCUGGUGGCUUCAUGGCUGUGGGAAAUGCUGCUGGAAAAGUGUUGUUGUACAAGCUGCACCAUUACCAGAACGCGUAGACAAUGGUCAUUGCUUACACUCAGACAGUAAUCAAUGCAGUUGUGCUAUCUCCCUUUCUGGGUAUCAAAGUGGCAAAGGUAAACAUUACUUGAAAAUCAGCAUAUACAAAAUGCCCGAUAUUUUUGGUUUUCCUGUUCUUAUCUCACUUGGAGCUGUAACUUAUGAUCUCUGAAUAGGGGUCUAAGGUGAUUUUGUCCACAGUUGCUAAUUAAUGUUUUUGAGUUUUAUUGAGGUUAUUAUCCCUAAUUUAUGAGUUUUAAUUAUAAAAGAACCCCCUGUUCAACAUUUUAGAGUUGUGGGACUUCUAUUUCUACAUACUACUAGAAAUUGUGUAAUAGCUAAAAGAUUCAUUUGGGUUUAAUAGGAAAAAGCACAUGAGCUGCAUCAUUAGGAA